This is a messenger RNA of Spinacia oleracea (spinach), 1834 nucleotides long. Its product is annotated as calcium-dependent protein kinase 24. Gene Ontology annotation, biological process: protein phosphorylation. Gene Ontology annotation, molecular function: ATP binding; protein kinase activity; calcium ion binding. The record is from RefSeq and is a predicted model, not a curated record. The transcript is spliced from 8 exons. Lineage: Eukaryota; Viridiplantae; Streptophyta; Magnoliopsida; Caryophyllales; Amaranthaceae. Bases 131 to 1765 code for a protein of 544 amino acids.
AUUUUCCUCUAAAAUUAAACCAUCCCAUUUUCUCUUCUUUUUCCUUAAUAAUUUCCACCAAAGAAAAGAAAAGAGCUUAUAGGACAAAAAAAAAGUCAAGGAACGUAACCCUCCCUCUAGGUCCCUAGAGAUGGGAGGUUGCAUUUCAACGUUUCCCCCCAACGGAUCGCGAAACCUAAGAAGAAAGAUUAGGGCUAGGACGAAUGGCCGUUCAAGGCGAUCACGGGGAGUAUCGGAGGAGUACACCACCACGGCGGGGAGGAAAUCGACAAACAACUCGAGGUUGAUUAACGUGUUAUCGAACCCUACGGUGGGGGACAACAUUAAACAAAAGUACACCUUUGGGAAGGAGUUGGGAAGGGGUGAGUUUGGUGUUACCUACCAAUGUACGGAGGUGGCGACCGGGGAAAACUACGCUUGCAAAACUAUAUCAAAGAGCAAGCUUAGAACCGAGGUUGAUAUCGAGGAUGUUAAGAGGGAAGUUGAGAUAAUGAGACAUUUUCCUAAACACCCUAAUAUUGUUGCCUUUAAAGAAGCUUAUGAAGAUAAAGAAGCCGUUUAUUUGGUUAUGGAAUUAUGUCAAGGUGGUGAACUUUUUGAUAGGAUUGUUUCUAGGGGACAUUAUUGUGAGAGGGCUGCUUCUCAAGUUGUUAGGACCAUUUUGCAAGUCGUUAAGGUUUGCCAUGCACAUGGAGUCAUACACCGGGAUCUCAAGCCUGAGAAUUUCUUGUUUGCUAACAAAAAUGAGAAUGCUGCCCUUAAAGCCAUUGAUUUUGGGCUCUCCAUAUUUUUCGAGCCAGGUCAACGGUUCAACGAAAUAGUGGGAAGUCCAUAUUACAUGGCACCUGAAGUUCUAAGAAGGAACUAUGGACCUGAGAUCGAUGUUUGGAGUGCUGGUGUUAUCCUUUACAUAUUACUUUGUGGUGUCCCCCCUUUUUGGGCAGAGACCGAAGAAGGAAUAGCACAAGCAAUUGUAAGAGGAGUUAUAGAUUUUGAAAGAGAUCCAUGGCCAAGAGUUUCUCCAUUAGCAAAGGAUCUUGUAAAGCAUAUGCUUGAUCAAAAUCCUUAUAGUCGAAUGACUGUCGACGAAGUCCUAGAACACCCUUGGAUGAAAAAUGCCAAUAACAAUGCCGAUGUUCCAUUAGGCCAAAAUGUGAGAACAAGGAUCAAGCAAUUCUCCCUGAUGAACAAGUUCAAGAAGAAAGUUUUGAGAGUGGUUGCGGACACUUUGCCAGAUGAACAAAUCGAAAAGCUAAGAAAAACGUUCAAUAUGAUGGACACUGAUAAGAACGGGAGUUUAAGCUUUGAAGAGCUUAAACAAGGGCUUGUUAAGCUUGGACAUGUUCUUCCUGAUUCUGAUGUUCAAAUGAUCCUAGAGGCUGCGGACGUGGACGGGAAUGGAACCUUAGAUUGUGGAGAAUUCCUAACACUAUCAAUCCACCUUCAAAAAAUGGGUGAUGAUGAACAUCUUCUACGUGCAUUCAAGUACUUUGACAAAGACCAAAGUGGCUACAUUGAGUUUGAAGAGUUAAAAUUGGAAUUCUUUUCGGACGUUGAUGCGACUGAUGGCACCAAAAACGAGCAAGUUAUACGCGACAUUCUUUUCGAUGCAGACUUGAACAAGGACGGCCGAAUCGACUACAACGAGUUUAAGACAAUGAUGCACUCUGGAAUGGAUUGGAAGAUGUGUUCUCGUCAAUACUCAAAGGCUAUGUUUAACAAAUUGAGCACCAAGUUGUUCAACCAUUCGGGGCUGUUAAAAUGACUUUUAAAUCCUUUUUUGUUUGUUAUUUUUUGAGGAUCCGCAAUAUUGUAUUUUUGUCCUGCUCUGCUC